This is a messenger RNA of Fusarium falciforme, 1677 nucleotides long. RefSeq lists its product as hypothetical. The transcript has a single exon. NCBI's taxonomy places the organism in Eukaryota, Fungi, Ascomycota, Sordariomycetes, Hypocreales, Nectriaceae. The record is from RefSeq and is a predicted model, not a curated record. Bases 1 to 1677 code for a protein of 558 amino acids.
AUGGACCUCGGCCGCAGCGAGUCCUCGCUUUCCUGUAUCCGCCCGCCCUCGUCACUGCUCAUUGAGCGCCCCCUCGAGCCCGAUGAGCCCGCCAACGCCCAGGAGAAGGGGAAACGCAUUCACUUCUUCGAUGUCUUCUGCCCGAGCUCUCCAGCUGUUUCACCCACCUGGCCCGGAGCCAUCGUCCAGAAUGAGGAGAAGCGCUUCGAAUCAGCUGUAGUCUUCUCUCCAAGCCCCGAGGCUGGUCCAUCUACUUCACCCAAAAACGUCGUUCAGGACAAGGAGAAGCCCUUUGAACUGCCCGAUGUCUUCUCUCCGACUCCUGAAGGUGUUCCACUUAUCUUACCCAAAGCCAUCGUCCAGAAUGAGCAGACACACCUCACCCUGCCUGACGUCUUCUCCCCAACACCUAACACCGUUUCGCCAGCGAGGCCAACGACAGACCACCUGCCCAGCUCUUCUUCUCACCAACAUUCAUCGAUUGAGGUCAUCAGCACCCCCGCAGACCUGAGAAACUUCAAGAGCGGCGAGCUUGAGCGCCAAGGAGCCCCUGCUCGUGAGGUGCUCAAGGACCAGUUCGCGGGCCCUCGCCCAGUUGGUGAUCCUUCUGUGGUUGUGGCAGGAGAGUAUAGACUGAUGUUUCCGCCUCCAUCUCGCGACGCAUAUCCCAACAUCGAGAGGUUCCCGUUUACGUUUGUGGAAUCGUCCAAGCCUGUCGACCUAGACGAGCCCAUGGGAGGAUACGUCGAGCAGAGCGACAAGCUGGAAGACUUUCUCACCGCGCAGAGCAGGAAAUACACCAAGGACUAUGCCAAGUACGCCCGACAGCAUGCGAAACUCACUGCAACCUGGGACAAGAUCAACGACGCUCGAUAUGCCAAGGCUGAGAAGGAAUCGCGCAGACAAGACCACAACCCCGCCAAGGGAGAGCACAAGAUCAUUGAGCCUCUCGCUCGGAACCAGCAGCGCAAGAUUAUAGAGCUCGAGACGGACCUGGCACCCUUGAUGGAAAAGGUAGCGCUCAACCGUGCCGAGACUGAGGGCGCCAUCGCCGCGGCCUUCAUGUUCAACUGGGACUACGCCGAUCGAGCGCCGACGGAGCACCAGAUAUCUAUACUGCGCGAGUUGAAGGGAUUCGAGAAGUUCGUCUUUGAGAAAGAGAAACCUGAGGUCAAGACCGGUCUUGACUAUGUCGUCACUGAGGCUGACCUGCAUGGGCACGCCGGCAGCCGUAACCCUACUCUACCUUUGUUCGACGAUAUCCGGAAGGAGAGCAAGAAAGUGUACCAGGAAGCGUUUUGGAAGCAGCGAAAGGAGGACCUUCUACAUGCUCCCGUAACUUCUCUCCCACUCCCUCCACCUCCUGAGCCUGUUGAGUCCACUGUGGCGGCUCCCUGGGAGGCAUUUCUGUGUUCCAAACCCAAGACGACGGCCAACGACGAAGCCAAGUCAUCGAUUCCGAUUCCUGACUGGUUCGCCAUCUUUGUCAAAUCCAACAUCUUCAAGUUCGAGAGCCUCAAACUCCAAGACCAGUUCAACGAGCUCCUCCGCGCCAUCCGAAAGCUCGAGUUGAGAAUUAACAACCCCGACACUCCUGCUCGGCCCAAGUGGGAUCUCGAAUGGCACGACCCCAGCCUUGCGUGGUCGACUCCGGUCCGACAGAAGAGCGGCGGCUAG